CUCGCGAGACUAUCUGUGUUGUGGAACAGCUGACUUUACGGUGGAUAAUAAAGUGACUGGUUGUUGCGAGUAGUUUGACUUGAUAGCAAAACAAUAGCUUUACAAAUCUUUGAAUUUUAGUACUGUGAAGGCACCGAUAAUCAUUUCCACCGCAACAUGGCUGAGACGGACCCCAAGUCGGUGCAGGACCUUACUAAUGUGGUCCAGACACUGCUGCAGCAGAUGCAGGACAAGUUCCAGACCAUGUCAGACCAGAUCAUCGGGAGGAUUGAUGAGAUGAGCACGCGCAUCGAUGACUUGGAGAAAAACAUCGCUGAUCUGAUGACACAGGCCGGUGUUGAAGAGGUAGAAGCAAUACCGGAGAAGCCUAAAGAGGGACAAGGAUCAUAAUGAAGGUCCCUGAUGAAGGUGUAAAGUCGACCUGUGUUCAGGAGCAGCAGACUUUGUCACUGAAAAUGACUUGUUGACUUGGUGUGUUGUGUGAAAUGCUUUUUUAUAUAUUGAAUAUUGUGAAACGGUUACAGUUAUGUAAUGACUUGAAAAGUAGAACGUUAUUUGUAAGGUAGAGUAGUGCAACAUGCAGGAAUCGAGCUUCAUGGAAAUGAUGCACCAACUUGGAGGUUAUUUAGCUGCCAUUAUUUACAUUUCUCAAAGUAAGCUAAUCCCUUGAGGUGAUGGCACAGGUUUUGUCCCAGUCUGUACUAAGUAAAACCCACAGGCUAACAGGCCAGUAGAACCUCCGCACCAACAUCACCGUGGACACUUGUUGCUUGCAGUGUUGGAUAAGAAGCACUCACUCGUAGUACUGAGGUGCGGGAUGCAUUCCACUUCUGAUAUUCUUCUAUUAAAGUUAUUUAAUACACUUCUGUUUGUCAUCUAUGACAACUCUUUGACCAGGUGCUGAAUAAUUUCAAAAACAAGCAUACAACCAUUUUUUUUUAAUAAUCUAAGAUUGCAUUAUGACGCAACAGUAUCUAUCUGGAAUAUCUCAAGUGUUGCAUGUCUUUUGUUCUAUACUGCAUGUAAUGUGUUGAGAUUAUUUUAGUUUAGACCUGAGGAAUAAGCUGAGAGAAAUUUGGGCAUUUAUCUUGUCUGUCUAUAUAAACCUAGACGAAAUUAUCCAUGUGCAGCAAGGCUUCUCUACAGCACCGUUCUCCCUGCAUAGUUAGGAACCUUUAUUCAGUUAAAUGCAAACAAAAGUACAAACAGAACCACCAACAGCAAUCUUUCAAAUCGAGUGCCAAAAGCAUGAAAAGAAAUUAACAUUUAUACAAAGCUUGAUCAUGUUACACGAUGUCAGUGAUCUAUGAAAACCCCAGAAAUGCCACAUUAAACUUCUGUACUUUAUGUAA
Messenger RNA from Melanotaenia boesemani (Boeseman's rainbowfish), 1352 nucleotides. RefSeq names its product heat shock factor binding protein 1b (gene hsbp1b). The transcript is spliced from 4 exons. Gene Ontology annotation, molecular function: transcription corepressor activity. Lineage: Eukaryota; Metazoa; Chordata; Actinopteri; Atheriniformes; Melanotaeniidae. The coding region runs from base 157 to 390 and encodes 77 amino acids. Gene Ontology annotation, biological process: cellular heat acclimation. Gene Ontology annotation, cellular component: cytosol; nucleus. The record is from RefSeq and is a predicted model, not a curated record.